Molecule: messenger RNA, 2301 nt
Organism: Acaulospora colombiana
Lineage: Eukaryota; Fungi; Glomeromycota; Glomeromycetes; Diversisporales; Acaulosporaceae
Source: the annotation of a GenBank genome assembly
GGCCAGCAAUGCGUGCCUUUACCGGCUUCGCCCUCGUCCUCGCUGGGAUAUUCUCAAGCUCAUGGCAAGGAUCGAGUCCAGAGAGCAAUGAUGGGCCAUCUUGGAAUUUGGUACCAAUGUUCGGUGCCAUGGCCAGCUCUACUCCAGAAAUGACUGCUACGUACUUCAAAAACACGCCUGCGAAACUCUAUUAUUUCGAUGAUACUACAAGUGUAUUGUAUUUAGACUCGAUGGAAGGAAACGUCUGGCUUUCCGAAGAUGAAGGGAAAAUAUGGCGCUUGAUAAACGAUGUUCCGCGAGGAGAGGCUGUUCAACUCAUUGAGCAUCCUUUCGAUAAUCGAAUGAAAAGAAACAUUACAGGACUGAAGAUAGAGGACGAACUUGGCGAAGUUUCGAGAUGCCAUUACCACCUGCGUAUACUCCCAACCCUCUGGCCUUCCACGCGGAUACAGGCAGAUCGGGCUAUAUAUUAUAUCAAGGCGUCAAGUGCGAAAGGCAUACAAUAUUCGGACCAAGAGAAUGCAACCUACUACACGAAAGAUGCAUUCUCCGAUGAGCCCAAGCUCUUGGUAUCUCAAUCCUCCAAAUGUCUAUUUGCCCACUCCUCAAAAGACUUCCUACAUAAUGAGCACAAGGAUCUCAUAUUUUGUCUGGCAUUCGAAACCACAGCAGACGAAGCACCUUCACCCGAGUCGGCGCGGCUAAUCGCAUCUAACGACUUUUUCUCUGAAGAUCGCCGUAUCAUUGACUUUGGCGUCGGUACGCGGUUAUCGCGUGGCGCAAUAGCUAUGGGUGUCGUAUCGAAAUUCCUCGUCGUUGCCCUCCGGGACCUCUCAGAGGGAAAUAAUGGUGAGAUGGUUUUGUAUGUAACCAUCGAUGCGAAAAAUUGGGCCAAGGCACACUUCCCACAUAGCUCCAACUCAAAGCUUCACGAGAACUCGUACACUAUUGUCGAGAGCACUACUCACUCACUUGCGAUCGAUGUGCAGUCACAUGCAUCUCGCAAUAUUGGAACUUUAUUCGUUUCCAACUCGAAUGGGACUUUCUUCGUGGAAUCAAUGAGGAAUACCCAUCGUUCCGAUUCUGGCUAUGUGGAUUUCGAGAACCUGGUGAACAUUGAAGGUGUGGGCAUGGCAAAUUAUAUCGACAAUGCAGAAGAAAUCGAUAGAGGCUCAAGUGCGAGACUCAAACUGAAGUCUAAAAUAACAUACGAUGACGGAUCCUCCUGGGACUUUAUACAAGCGCCUUCCCGAGACAUGCACGACAAGCCAUUCAGUUGCGAUACCACCAAAGUCGCGAAAUGCUCACUGCAUUUACACUCUGUCUCGAACCCGCAUAACAUCGGUCGGGUCUUUUCUUCGACGGCGCCUGGAUUCGUGAUGGGUGUCGGCACUGUCUCAGAGUUCCUUGAUGAGUACGAAGAGAGUGAUACGUACCUUAGCACGGACGGUGGUCGAAACUGGAAACAAGUCCGCCACGGUGCUCAUAAAUAUGAAUUCGGUGAUCAGGGUAACAUUAUGGUGAUCAUAAAUGAUGAGAAAGCGGUGGAUCAUUUCCGAUAUUCCAUCGACUCUGAUUCUACCUCUCAAAAAUUCCUUCUAUUGGGGGCCCUGGACAGAAAGGAUCAGACAGAUUCCGGCAAAUUCGUGGUCGUACAUCUGGACUUUGCUGGCAUGCGAUCUCGUCAAUGUGGCGACGGAGACCUCGAAAAAUGGUAUGCUCGAGGAAAGAGUGGCCAUGAAUGUAUAAUGGGUCAUAAGGAUCCCGAAUCCCAUAGUGAAAACUGCGCCUGUACAGAUGCAGAUUAUGAAUGGACGGCAAGUGUGAACCUGCUGGCCCAGAGCCCAUCCCAGCUGGGACCUGCGUUGGUGAUGGACCAAAUCAAACAUAUAUGGGAUCCUCGGGAUAUUGCCUCAUACCUGGAAACACCUGUAACAAAGAAGGUGGCGUUCGUAAAGACGACCCAGUAUCCAAAAAUUGUGACAAAGGUGUGUAUCAGCCAUCUACACACCGUCCAUUGUGAAUCACUGACACCUCUCGAAGCCGAACCUCCAGAAGGCGAGGUCGUUCACCAAACUACGGUCUUGGUGCAACUGUAUGAUGGCUCAAUUUGGCAAAGUAGCAAUGAAGGAUAUACUUGGAAACAAUUAUACCCUGAAGAAAAGCUUCUUACGUUCUAUAUGCACACGUAUUCGGAUGAUAGAGCCUAUCUGUUCACAGGAACCAAAACAUACUAUUAUACCACCGACGGAGGUCGUUCCUGGAAUAUCCAAGAGGCGCCGCUCCCACCAAACUUGCAAG